Messenger RNA from Papaver somniferum (opium poppy), 1695 nucleotides. Its product is annotated as peroxisomal 2,4-dienoyl-CoA reductase-like. Bases 115 to 1032 code for a protein of 305 amino acids. Gene Ontology annotation, biological process: fatty acid catabolic process. The transcript is spliced from 5 exons. Lineage: Eukaryota; Viridiplantae; Streptophyta; Magnoliopsida; Ranunculales; Papaveraceae. Gene Ontology annotation, molecular function: 2,4-dienoyl-CoA reductase (NADPH) activity. The record is from RefSeq and is a predicted model, not a curated record.
AAUAAUGUUACUUUAAACGAAUUGAUUGCGAUUACAAUGGAAUUGGUUGUAACCUGAUUAUAACCUGAAUUCCUCCUCGAGUCGAAUUGAUUUCAAAACUUGAAUCUUGAAACAAUGGAAUCUUCUUCUUCUUCUUCUUCUUCUCCAUUUAAGUAUAACAUUCUCAAGGGGAAGGUGGCCUUGUUGACAGGCGGUGGUUCUGGUAUUGGUUUUGAGAUUACGUGUCAGUUUGGUAAACAUGGAGCCUCAGUUGCGAUUAUGGGACGUCGUAAAAACGUACUCGACUCUGCUGUCUCUUCUCUUCGUUCUCUAGGAAUUCAGGCCAUUGGGCUAGUGGGUGAUGUCCGCAAGAGGGAAGAUGCAAUCAGAGUUUUGGAUUCAACUAUUAAACAUUUUGGCAGACUUGACAUCCUUGUAAAUGCUGCAGCUGGCAACUUUCUUGUGUCCGCAGAGGAUUUAUCGCCUAAUGGAUUUCGGACAGUUAUGGAUAUCGAUUCUGUUGGCACAUUUACAAUGUGCCAUGAAGCGCUGAAGUAUCUUAAGAGAGGAGGAAUAGGCAGGGGCAUCUCUAGUGGUGGAACAAUUUUGAACAUAAGCGCAACAUUACAUUACACAGCUUCUUGGUAUCAAAUUCACGUUUCUGCUGCCAAGGCAGCUGUCGACAGCAUUACAAGGUCAUUGGCAUUGGAAUGGGGCACUGAUUAUGAUAUUAGGGUCAAUGGAAUCGCACCAGGACCUAUUGAAGGUACUACUGGACUUAGUAAGCUUGUGCCUGACGAGGCACAGAAUAAAAUUGAAGAGUACUUGCCCCUGUAUAAAUUGGGGAAAAAAAGGGAUAUUGCUAUGGCUGCUCUCUAUUUAACAUCAGAUGCAGGUAAAUACAUCAAUGGAAUGACAAUUGUGGUUGAUGGGGGACUCUGGCUAAGCCGUCCUCGUCACAUCUCGAAAGAGACAGUUAAGGAGCUCUCUCGAGUGGUGGAAAAGAGAUCGCGAGAAGAAGCAACAAACAGGGUUUCACCAAGCAGACUCUAAGCUAAAAAUCUUAGAGUGCAUGUGGAUCAUUUGUUCUCUUGCUAUUGUUAAGCUCAAGAUCUCAACAACAACCUUUUGUCCGAGCAAGGUCCACUAUCCAAAUUUGGUGGCGCUUUCAUUUCGUUUAGUUGUAGGCUGAAUAUUGCAAAUUGAGUGUUGUUUACGUUAAUCAAAACGUUAAUAAAGCAGCCUAUUGAAGUCCAUGGCUUAACUCAUCUUGAAAACCAGGUUGCUCGUGGUUAAGUUUCUUGCAUAAUGUGGUACAAAUCUCAACACACCCGCUCAAUGUAGCCUCGUUGGGUCUGACACCUGGAAAUGUAAUCGAGUGACGCGGAAAAAAGGUGCAGUCAAAUGACUCGUCACAGGGACUAACCUCAACACACACCCACACGUGUAGCCUUGUUGGAUCUAACACGUGGAAAUGGAGACGUGGAGCAAAGGUGCAGUCAAAUGACUCAUCACAAAUGGCCUGCUCUGAUACCAUGGUAGCAUUUGGAUUUCCAACUCUAGGAGGCUGGUUAAUGUGGGACUAUCAUCUUAUGAGAUAUAUAUGUGUUUAGGAUCAUGAACUGUGCUUAUCUCGUAUAUGUUCAAAAGUUAAGUCUGUUGUGUCAUUAUGCAAAUAUUGAUGAAAGAUAGAAUGAACUUUUGAAAAUAUUUCGC